Messenger RNA from Closterium sp. Naga37s-1, 642 nucleotides. The record is from the annotation of a GenBank genome assembly. Lineage: Eukaryota; Viridiplantae; Streptophyta; Zygnematophyceae; Desmidiales; Closteriaceae.
AUGCAAUCGCGGGACGCGAAUCUUCCCGUCUACCGGCGAGUAUUCGGCUCCGCAUUUCUCCAGCCGGCAGCGCAGCAGCAGCACGGCGUGGAGUGGCAGUCGCGGUUGCGCCACGUGUACUUAGUGGGCGUCAUAGUCGACGUGGAUAAGCUCCCCUUUAAAUUCGUCCGAUUCGCCUUAGAUGACGGCAGCAUGACCGCCGCCAGCUGCGCUCACCCCGCCCCUUCAACCGCCCUGUUUCCCGACCCGUCCCCCGCACCGUUCCCCGCCCCGUCGCCCGCCCCCCCGCGCACCGCCUCCGCCCGUGUCUCUGCCCCUUCGGCUAUCGCGACACCCCCAGCGCGACUUGCGGGCGCGUUACCAGUCGCCGCACCGCAACUGUCCACCGUCUGUGCCACGCGGCCUGUGCGCGCAGUGCCAUGUGUGCUGUGGCUCAACAGUCGCGAUCACGCAGAGCGCCACGUGGCGAUGCUGCAGGCAGCCACGUGUGUCCACGUGGGCGCGCUGGUGGGCGUGCGGGGGAGAGUGAUGGUGUUCAAUGGACGGAGGCAGGUGACAGUGGACGCGGUGUGCGCGAUAUCAGAUCCAAACGAGGAAAUAUUGCACUGGCUGGAUUGUCUCGAAAUUACACAUCGGAGGUGA